Molecule: messenger RNA, 966 nt
Organism: Nothobranchius furzeri (turquoise killifish)
Lineage: Eukaryota; Metazoa; Chordata; Actinopteri; Cyprinodontiformes; Nothobranchiidae
Source: RefSeq, a predicted model, not a curated record
UACCCGCGACAAUCCCAGGGGAUGGAAAAAGAAGUGAGUCGAGUUCCAGUGUUUGUUUGGCUGUACUUCUUGUGUGUGAAAAUGCCUGCAAGUAAUAGCUUUUGGUCCAAUGCGGAGCUUCAAACGUUCCUCACCAUCAUCGGAGAUAGCAACAUUCAGGCCGAGCUGGAUGGGAUGAUAAGAAAUGAGAAAGUCUUCAAAGAAGUUUCUCAGCGCAUGGCAGCUGAAGGAUUCCAGCGCACCUCCGAGCAGUGUCGUGCUAAGCUGAAAAAAAUAAAAGCCCACUACAGAAAAGUUAAGGACAGCAACGGCCGUAGUGGGAAUGGGCGAAGUACAUGGAAGUGGUACGAUGUGGUGGACGCUAUUUAUGGACACAGACCGUCAAACCGAGGCAGCGAAGGAGGCCUGGACUCAGCGACCAGUAUCCUGGAGUCACUCAUAAACCCUGUUGACACAUCUGAAGCGGAAAACACUCCCUCUUCAGAGGAACCAUCCACUUCCUCAAGUAGCACUCCAGGACCUUCUGUGCCACCAUCACCUCUGUCCGUACCUUCUGUGACACCAUCGCCUCGGCCAGUUCCAUCGCCACCACCAUCACCUCUGUCCACUACCACUCGAGAGGAACAUCUACCAUGUCGUCGACGCACAGGUGACCGAAGACGGCGAUUGGAAGCACGGACACAGGUGAUAUUUGAUGAGUUGCAGAUCGCAGAUGGCAGGCAGAUGGACAGAAUGGAAGGCAUAAGCCGGGAGCAGGUUAACUGGAUGCAACAAGACGCAGCAGCAUCAAGACAACAUGAAUUACAGAUCGCAGAGCGAUAUUUUGAACAUUUGGGUGCCCUAAAUGCUGUUCUUGGACUGGUCGCACAAAGAAUGGGCAGCUCCUCUGACUUCCUGCCACCACCCAGGCAGUAAGGUGCUAUGUAUUUGUCCCGUAAUUUUUUUUAUCCGUCUGUCCUUUUUAUC